Penaeus chinensis is the source of this 2322-nucleotide messenger RNA. RefSeq lists its product as uncharacterized. The coding region runs from base 43 to 1353 and encodes 436 amino acids. NCBI's taxonomy places the organism in Eukaryota, Metazoa, Arthropoda, Malacostraca, Decapoda, Penaeidae. The record is from RefSeq and is a predicted model, not a curated record. The transcript is spliced from 3 exons.
CCUUGCACGGCUGCGAUUUUAAAAGCACAUUUUACGCGGAUUAUGGACAAAAAAAAUGAAAAAAUAAUCAUCAUAAUGGGCGCAGGUGAAAAGAAUAGGUUAAAUCUGCAGGUCGGUGAGGCAGGAUCCACUGGCUGCCCAGAGAAUGAAGUCAAGCCACUCCAACAUUCAGUCUCACUGGACCAACACUACAGUCACGUCGAGAAUGGGAGCACUGGUAAAGACUGUCCAAGUAAUAUCAUCUCAACUGAAGACAUAAAUCGAGGUUUUCCGUCAAACACCACAGUGCCCGUGUCCUCGAGGAUGCAAGAGUUACUGGAAGGCCUUAACGAGCCCGGCGACUGUGGCAACCCCAUAGAACCUCCUUCCUGGUUAGACAGACAGCUUUUCAACCGAGGGAGGGAGUUCUACUACCGUUAUUUCUUCUGCAUGAGUUUCUCCGAAGUGCUGGCUCUCGUGUUUAUGUUCAGCAUUAUGCGAGCGCUUCGACCCCUCAUGUACACCGGCCGCUCGGACUCCCCGCGGAAGGCUCUGCGGCGAUACUUCUCAACCUUCCAACACGUGACUGCCUGGCACGAGGGGGACGUCUGGGACCCCACCGACCGCGCCCACAAGGACCUGCUGUCGGUGCGAGCCAUACACAACAGGCUGUCGGGCGUCUUCAACUCUUCAAAGGAGCACCACAAAGUGUGGAACACAAACACCCACGACAAGGGCCACGAAGAGCCUGCUUGCCCCUUCUACCACACCAUCCGCGAGGACCUCAAGGAUCAGGCUGGGGAAGGGCUCUCGCUCGAGGGUCCAGACAACCCCCCCUUCUUCAUCAGCCAGUGGGACAUGAGUCUGACCCAGUACCAGUUCAUGGGCUUGGUGGUGGCCCACCCGCGCAAAAUGGGUGCCGGAGCAGCCACGGACGAGGACCUGGAGGGCCUCGUCCACUUCUGGCGAGGACUUGGCUGGCUUCUCGGGAUAGAUGACAAAUACAACUUCUGCCGAGGCUCCUUGGCCGAAGUGCGCUCGCUGUGCCUGGAGGUUGAGAGACUAGUCGGCAUCCCAGCGCUGGCGAAGGUAGACUGGAAUUACGAGCACAUGACCUUCUCCCUCGUCACGGGGUUGAGCCACCUCAUGCACACACUCUCGUUCGAAGCUUGCUUUCGUUACGUGGCAUAUACUCUCGACCUCGACAUUCCAAACUUCAUCAGCCGAAUGUCCUUCACUAGCAAUGUCAAGUACUGGCUUAUGCGCUUUGGCAUUGGUCUCCUGUAUUACUUUCCUGGACUAGGCUUAUGCUUUAGUGAUAGCCUGCGGAAAAUGACAGAAGACUUCAAGAAUCGUCUCUCAACGAAAGGGUAAACAACGGAAGUGAUAACUAAGCAGGAAAUCUUUAUCCAGUAAGGACACCCGAUAAUUAUUGAUAUUAUUGAUAACUUCCAUGCCCUUGAGACUAAAAGCGUUGGCUAAGGAACUGAUCUCAGAACGAGCACUUGCGGUGGGAUAUUUUGGCACAGGAUAAAUGGUUGCCUUCAUUUCAUCUUUUGACAUCUGUUAUUGUAGAUUUGAAUUCAGUGAAAUUAAGUCUCAAGUUUGUUUGGAACUGGCCAUGUCUGUCUUUAUUUGCCAAUAGACCAAAGCAAAGAAAAGCAUAGCGAAUGGUAAUCAUAUGGAAGUGUCAACCAUGUGAUAGAAAAUAAUUUUGUUUCUUAGGAGAUGCCACUUAUUUUGCCAACUCCCAAGAAUGCUUUAAAAGAUACACUUUUACUCUAACUUAGUCCAUCCAUUGAGUAGGGCCAUGAUGAAUAAUUAACAAUGAUAAACUAAAGCAGAGGAUUGUGCAAUUUUUUUUUGCAUCGGUCAUUUGCAAUAUUGAAACUACGAAUAAUUAACAUAAUGAACAUACUCGAUAUCAUCAAAUCUCUGUUACACAAAAUAUCAAAUCAUUAAUAAUUCCAGUGCAACACAUUUCAGGUCUGAGAGGUAUAUGAUUAUAUAUAUAUAUAUAUAUAUAUAUAUAUAUAUAUAUAUAUAUAUAUAUAUGCUUUUUUUAUGAGACCUGAUCUUCGAGUGACCACAUCCCUGCCCUUUACAUCCAUCUAAUGCCAUAUAUUUUUAGUCAAAAUGUUCACAAUUAAUUUUCAUUUACCAUUUAUUAUGUAGACUUACACUCUACUUAUGAGAUACUUGUCUUGAAGAAUAUUACAAAGUGUACUGUACACUUCAUUUUAAUGUUAAGGAUAAAAAUAAUACUGUACAAACACAUUAUGUGACUACAUUAAAUGGAUCAUUAGUCACAACAUUAAACCUGGUUAUUUUGAAUAUAAAGCA